Messenger RNA from Chinchilla lanigera (long-tailed chinchilla), 2168 nucleotides. It is a transcript of the gene Ddhd2, whose product is annotated as DDHD domain containing 2. NCBI's taxonomy places the organism in Eukaryota, Metazoa, Chordata, Mammalia, Rodentia, Chinchillidae. The record is from RefSeq and is a predicted model, not a curated record. Gene Ontology annotation, cellular component: COPII-coated ER to Golgi transport vesicle. Gene Ontology annotation, molecular function: protein binding; metal ion binding; triacylglycerol lipase activity.
AGAGAGAAAUGUCAUCAGUGGAAUCACACCAGGAGCAGUUGUCUCAGUCUGAUCCAUCCCCCUCACCAAACUCAUGUAGUUCCUUUGAGCUAAUAGAUAUGGAUGCUGGCAGUUUGUAUGACCCAGUUUCUCCACAUUGGUUUUAUUGUAAGAUAAUAGAUUCUAAGGAGACAUGGAUUCCAUUCAACUCUGAGGAUUCACAGCAGCUGGAAGAGGCAUAUGACUCUGGAAAGAAUUGUAACGGGAGAGUGGUCCCUACAGAUGGGGGCAGGUAUGAUGUUCACCUGGGGGAAAGGAUGCGGUAUGCUGUGUACUGGGAUGAACAGGCAUCUGAAGUGAGACGCUGUACCUGGUUCUACAAGGGAGACAAAGACAAUAAAUAUGUUCCCUACUCGGAAAGCUUCAGCGAAGUUUUAGAGGAAACUUACAUGCUUGCUGUAACUCUGGAUGAAUGGAAAAAGAAACUGGAGUCUCCCAAUAGAGAAAUUAUUAUAUUACACAAUCCAAAGCUGAUGGUGCAUUACCAGCCAAUUGCAGGGUCUGAUGAAUGGGGUUCAGUACCUACUGAGCAAGGCCGGCCAAGAACAGUGAAGAGAGGGGUCGAGAACAUCUCUGUUGACAUCCAUUGUGGAGAACCGUUACAGAUCGAUCACUUGGUCUUUGUAGUCCAUGGGAUUGGGCCAGCCUGUGAUCUCCGCUUCCGAAGCAUUGUGCAGUGUGUUAAUGAUUUUCGCAGUGUUUCCUUGAACUUGCUACAGACACAUUUUAAGAAAGCUCAAGAAAAUCAGCAGAUUGGAAGAGUAGAAUUUCUUCCAGUCAACUGGCACAGUCCUCUGCAUUCGACCGGUGUGGAUGUAGAUCUGCAGCGGAUAACCCUGCCCAGCAUCAACCGGCUCCGGCACUUCACCAAUGACACCAUCCUGGACGUCUUCUUCUACAACAGCCCCACCUACUGCCAGACCAUUGUGGACACGGUGGCUUCGGAGAUGAACCGGCUCUACACACUCUUUCUGAAGAGGAACCCCAAUUUCAAAGGGGGUGUAUCCAUUGCUGGUCAUAGUUUAGGUUCGCUUAUAUUGUUUGAUAUCCUAACAAAUCAGAAAGAUUCUUUGGGGGAUAUUGACAGUGAAAAGGAUUCACUAAAUAUUGUCAUGGGUCAUGGAGACACGGCGACCCUGGAGGAAGAUUUGAAGAAACUGCAGCUCUCUGAAUUCUUUAAUAUCUUUGAGAAGGAGAAAGUAGAUAAGGAAGCUCUGGCUUUAUGCACAGACAAGGAUCUUCAGGAAAUGGGAAUUCCCUUAGGACCAAGAAAGAAGAUAAUGAACUAUUUCAAGAGCAGAAGAGAUUCACAGGGCAUUACUCAAGCAGUCAUACAGUCAGCUCCUGGGGUGAACUUCCCCAGAGAGUCUGAGGCCUGCAGCAGUACUGAUGACACUAGAAAGGACGAGUAUCUGGAUGUCAGCAUCGGGCAGGUGUCUGUAAAGUACCCCCGGCUCAUCUACAAGCCAGAAAUAUUUUUUGCCUUUGGCUCUCCCAUUGGAAUGUUCCUUACUGUCCGAGGGCUAAAGAGAAUUGAUCCCAAUUACAAAUUUCCAACGUGCAAAGGUUUCUUCAAUAUUUAUCAUCCAUUUGAUCCUGUGGCCUAUAGGAUUGAACCAAUGGUGGUUCCAGGAGUGGAAUUUGAGCCAAUGCUGAUCCCACAUCAUAAAGGCAGGAAGCGGAUGCACUUAGAGCUGAGAGAGGGCCUGACCAGGAUGAGUAUGGAUCUGAAGAACAACUUGCUAGGGUCACUGCGGAUGGCCUGGAAGUCUUUCACCAGAGCGCCUUAUCCUGCCUUGCAGACAGCAGAGACCACAGAAGAAGCUGAAGUAGAGGCCGAGUCCGGUUCGGAGAAGGCCAGUGAUGGCCACCCUGAGGCCUCAGCGGCGGGGGACACGGCGCCUAUGAGCAUCAGCGUGGGCUUGCUGAACGGAGGCCGGCGCAUCGACCAUGUGCUGCAGGAGAAGCCCAUCGAGAGCUUUAAUGAGUACUUAUUCGCUUUGCAGAGUCAUCUGUGCUACUGGGAAUCUGAAGAUACAGUGUUGCUGGUCCUCAAAGAAAUCUACCAAACCCAGGGUGUCUUCCUUGAUCAGCCCUUACAGUAAAAGGGACCCGGCUCAGCUACUUAA